AUGAUCACACACCGUAUAUGUAAAGAGUUCCCUAAAGAGCCGUUGAUCGGUGCUUUCUAUGGUACAGAACCCUCACUCAUAGUUCAAGAUCAGGAGAUAAUAAAACUUAUGACUACAAAAGACUUCUAUUUCUUUAACAGUAGAGAGGUAGCUAACUAUACUGAGAAGGAAAUAUUUACUCAAAACCUUUUCUUCACUCACGGAGACAAAUGGAAGGUGAUACGCCAAAAUCUGACCCCAUUGUUUACUUCAGCGAAAAUGAAGAACAUGUACUAUUUGAUUAAGAAAUGCGCCCGUACAAAUGAAAUAAUAUCGUUCUUUAAAAAGUUACUCAUCGGUGUAUACGAGAACAGGCAAUACAAGCCGUCAAAAAGAAACGACUUUGUAGAUCUUGUGUUAAAUUUGAAAGAAAAUCAGUUUGUGACCGGCGAUAGCAUUACUAAUCUUAAAACUGGAGAAGGAAAGAAAGUACAUCUAGAAUUAAACGACGAUAUGUUAAUCUCGCAGUGUGUUAUGUUCUUUGUAGCUGGUUAUGAGACAGCAGCUACAAAACUUAGCUUUACUCUCUAUGAACUGGCAAAGAACGAGAAGACACAGUUGAAAACCAUAGCGGUAGUAGACGAGUAUCUUCAUCGCCAUGAAGGUAAAAUUGAGUUCGUUUAUAUCCAGUCUUCAGCACCAUCACCAGGGAGUUGGUUGAAGAUUACACACUACCGACAGGCUUGCAUCUAG
Molecule: messenger RNA, 732 nt
Organism: Parnassius apollo (apollo)
Lineage: Eukaryota; Metazoa; Arthropoda; Insecta; Lepidoptera; Papilionidae
Source: the annotation of a GenBank genome assembly